Messenger RNA from Coniosporium apollinis CBS 100218, 423 nucleotides. RefSeq lists its product as uncharacterized. The coding region runs from base 1 to 423 and encodes 140 amino acids. The transcript has 4 exons. The record is from RefSeq and is a predicted model, not a curated record. Lineage: Eukaryota; Fungi; Ascomycota; Dothideomycetes. Gene Ontology annotation, cellular component: COPII-coated ER to Golgi transport vesicle; Golgi cis cisterna; Golgi membrane. Gene Ontology annotation, biological process: endoplasmic reticulum to Golgi vesicle-mediated transport; retrograde transport, endosome to Golgi.
AUGCCCACCAUGUGGCUCACAGACAUGCAAAAGAUAGGCAUAGCCUGCUGCUCCGGUGGCGGCUUCUUCUUCAUCGGCGGUGUAAUACUCUUCUUCGAUAGAGCCAUGCUGGCAAUGGGAAACAUUUUAUUUCUCCUCGGCCUAACCCUCAUAAUCGGUCUCCAAAAGACGGCGCUCUUCUUCGCACGGCGGCAGAAAUGGAAGGGCACAGCGGCGUUUGUGGCAGGCGUUGCCCUGAUCUUACUAAGAUGGCCACUGAUCGGCUUUGUGGUUGAGCUGUACGGGAUCUUUGUGCUGUUUGGAGACUUCUUCGCCACAAUUGCUGGGUUCAUGGGGAAUGUGCCGGUGGUGGGGCCGUACAUCGCAACGGCUUUGGAAAGGAUGUCGAGUGGCGGAAGGAGGAAUGCGGACUUGCCGGUGUAA